Messenger RNA from Laetiporus sulphureus 93-53, 942 nucleotides. RefSeq lists its product as uncharacterized. NCBI's taxonomy places the organism in Eukaryota, Fungi, Basidiomycota, Agaricomycetes, Polyporales, Laetiporaceae. The transcript has 2 exons. Bases 1 to 942 code for a protein of 313 amino acids. The record is from RefSeq and is a predicted model, not a curated record.
AUGUUGCCACGGUCCAAGCUCACAAAGCGACUUGCCGCCGCCGCAAAAGUGAGGCAGUGUCGCCGCCUUUCCUCGUCCACGGCGGAGACAGGCGAGAUCAAGCCAAAGCAGGCCAAAACUGCCGACCAUGAGAUUCGCGAGAAGGCACGCCGUAUAAAAAAGGCAGAGCGAGAUGAGCGUAUGGAUAUCACCAUGUCCAUGACCCCGGUGAAAGAGUACAUGGGAGGUUUCACCCGUCCGCGAGACCUUCGCAUCUCGAACUGGUUCCCCGGCGGAGCCUACCUCGCCAAACGCAAGAAAUACGAGCCGCCUCCGCCAGAGGCGUACACCUCGCACACCGUCUUCCUGCUCGAGACUCGCUAUCCCGUUCGCCACGAGCUCGGUCGCAAGGACGCGAUCGAGCACUUUGUCGGCGUCUGCCGCACCGGCGACUUUCCCGCCGUCCUUCGCAAGAUGAACUCACUAAACAGCCCGAGCGAGGCGCGCCUCGCGAUGGACAAUGCUAUCUGGCCAUGGGUUCAUCCAAAGGCAAUCAAACGUCAGGUAUGGUUGGAGAAGGGCGAGACCCUCCAGGAGACACUUGCACGCCUCGAGAAGGAGGACGAGGCGGCUGUGCAGGCGAUGGUCGAAUGGGAGGAGAAAAGGGAGCGUGAGAGGCCGAUGGAGGAGGAGGAGGAGGAGCGACAGGCGCAGGAAGCGACAUCCUCGCGCUACCAGCGAAAUGGACUGCGCCAUCCUGAUGCACAGCGCUUCUUCAAGCGACAAGGCCAGGGCCGACAACCUGGGUCUCACGAGCUUGUCGCGACCGAGCUUCUCCAUCCAGAGGGCAGCGAUGGCCAGAUGUCUCAACGGCGCAUGUUCCACUUCUCCCUCCGGGCUGCCGCCGAUGAGCCCGGGUUCGUCGUGGUCGCGUCCGCCAAAGCCGUCGCAGGACUCGGAUGA